Ailuropoda melanoleuca (giant panda) is the source of this 1532-nucleotide messenger RNA. RefSeq names its product MLLT11 transcription factor 7 cofactor (gene MLLT11). The transcript is spliced from 3 exons. Gene Ontology annotation, cellular component: nucleoplasm; cytosol. Gene Ontology annotation, biological process: positive regulation of mitochondrial depolarization; positive regulation of DNA-templated transcription; positive regulation of release of cytochrome c from mitochondria. The record is from RefSeq and is a predicted model, not a curated record. Bases 219 to 488 code for a protein of 89 amino acids. Lineage: Eukaryota; Metazoa; Chordata; Mammalia; Carnivora; Ursidae.
CCCAACGCUAAACUAGGCCUGGGAUCUCGCUGUGGAUCUUUCGGACUCUGCCACUGCCUUCCGUGGCUGCUUCGGGCUCACACUUAGCCCUCACGGACCCAGCUGUGCUUCGCUCUGUCCGGCACACGCCACCGCCGAGCCCAGAGCAGACGCCGGAGCCCCCGAGGUACUCCUUCCAUCUUUGGAACACACUAGUAAUCCACUGAUAACAGGAAGUUAUGAGGGACCCUGUGAGUAGCCAGUACAGCUCCUUUCUUUUCUGGAGGAUGCCCAUUCCAGAACUGGAUCUGUCAGAGCUGGAAGGCCUGGGUCUGUCAGAUACAUCCAUCUACAAGAUCAAAGACAGCAGCGCUGGCAAAAUGACCGGGCAAGCAACGGGAGAACAGGAGAAAAACUCUGAAGGCGAUGCCCUCCUGGAAUACAGCACCUUCAACUUCUGGAGAGCUCCCAUUGCUAGCAUCCACUCCUUUGAAUUGGACUUGCUUUAAGCCCAAGACUUCUCUCUCCCACCACCUUGCCCUCACUGUCUUCCCUUUCAGGCCCCUUCCUUUCCAACCCUUUUCUCCUAUUAAUCUUGCUCUCUCCCCUCUAUUCUGUUGAGGUGGUGCUGAUGAAUCUGCCAGAGUUGUGCUGUGUUGUAUGUAUGUAUGUAUGUAUGUAUUUAUUUAUUUAUUUAUCUCUCUAUCUUAUCAGUUUCUCUCAAAAGCCCUUAAGCCACAAAGAAAAGGGUUCAAGCAAUGUAGUAUUGGAUCGCAGGGAUUCCUUCUCCCCCCUCCCUUCCUAAUUCCAGAAAACAAGCCUGGUGGGGGCACCAGAGAGUGGUACAGUGGUACAAAAUGGACGACCGAUUUCUUUUACUUCAUUUUAAUCAGCUUUAGAGAUUGCUCAAACCUAAUUUCCUGUUCCAGAUCAGUAAACACAAAUCUUUCUUCCAGGGUUGAUGAAAACCUUAUAAGUUUUAAUUGAGAUUAUCUGCUACAAGACAGUAGGAUUUCUAAAAGGCUAAUGUGAUAAGUCUCUUGCUAUUUGAUCCUGCUCCUUGUAAUACACUUUUUUCUCAGAGAAACUGGGGGUAGUUAAAAGUAUAAAACAAGAGGAAAUAAUACAUCAUGGAAAGUUAAAAUAGGGGAAAGCAUCGAAUCAUUUCAGAAAUAACGACAUUCUCAGAAGGGUGUUCCUCCUUCAAGCCUACUCACUUUUUAUCUUUGCUCCUAACUGAAAACUCCAGCUGAGGAAAAUUACUCCAGUUUCAAUUCUUAUGAUGCAAUCUUACUGACUACUAUGAUAAUUUGUAAGGUUGAUUCCUUUCUAAAAGGCAUAGGGUUUGGCCUUUAUUGUUUUAGUCUUGCCCUGCAUCUGCAAUGUAUAAUACUGAUCGGUGGGCCCCAGGCACAGUUCUUCAGCUACCUUGAGACCACGAAAUAAUCACAUUAUGACCCUACACCUUGUCCCCUCCAUUCCUUUCAAAAUUGUUGCUGCUGAUUUGUGCUGCCAUUUACUCAUUUCUUUAAUAAAGACAUUCAAUCCCAGGA